GUGCCCAUCCGCGCCUGUGGCUCCCUGCUGAUCUCUCCUGAGUCCGGCGGCCCGGGGUGUCGGCUUUCCGCCGCGGGCGGCCGGCGCUGAGCUCCCUAGCUCCCUCCCCCCCACCUCGGCCCCUCCCUCGAUCGCUGUGGUCGGGUGGCUCCUGGCGGGCGGCCUGCGGGCGGGCCGCCCUCUCAGCCGUAGCCCACCCCCUCUUAAAGCCGCGGCGGGAAGAUGAGGUUUCGGGAACCGCUCCUGGGCGGCAGCGCCGCGAUGCCGGGCGCGACCCUACAGCGGGCCUGCCUCCUGCUCGUGGCCGUCUGCGCGCUGCACCUCGGCGUCACCCUGGUCUACUACCUCUCGGGCCGCGACCUGAGCCGCCUGCCCCAGCUGGUGGGAGUUUCCUCGCCACUCCAGGGCGGCACGAGCGGCGGCGCCGCCGCCGCCAGCAAGCAGCCCUCGGGAGAGCUCCGGCCUCGGGGCGCGCGACCGCCGCCUCCUUUAGGAGUCUCCUCGAAGCCUCGGCCGGGUCCCGACACCAGCCCCGGUGCGGCUUUUGACCCCGGCCAGAAGAGCAACUUGACUUCGGUCCCAGUGCCCCCUACCACUGCGCUGUUGUCGCUACCCGCUUGCCCGGAGGAGUCCCCGCUGCUCGUUGGCCCCAUGGCGAUUGAAUUUGAUAUUACUGUGGAUCUGGAGCUUUUGGCAAAGAAGAACCCAGAGGUACAGAUGGGCGGCCGUUACUCCCCCAAGGACUGUAUUUCUCCUCACAAGGUGGCCAUCAUUAUCCCAUUCCGCAACCGGCAGGAGCACCUCAAAUACUGGCUGUAUUAUUUGCACCCAGUCCUACAGCGCCAGCAACUGGACUAUGGCAUCUACGUCAUCAACCAGGCUGGAGACACCAUGUUCAAUCGAGCCAAGCUCCUCAACAUCGGCUUUCAAGAGGCCUUGAAGGACUAUGACUACAACUGCUUUGUGUUCAGUGAUGUGGACCUCAUUCCGAUGGACGACCAUAAUGCCUACAGGUGUUUUCCGCAGCCACGGCACAUUUCUGUUGCCAUGGACAAGUUUGGGUUUAGCCUGCCGUAUGUUCAGUAUUUCGGAGGUGUCUCUGCUCUCAGUAAACAACAGUUUCUUGCCAUCAAUGGAUUUCCUAAUAAUUAUUGGGGCUGGGGAGGAGAAGACGAUGACAUUUUUAACAGAAUAGUUCAUAAAGGCAUGUCUAUAUCACGCCCAAAUGCUGUAGUUGGAAGGUGUCGCAUGAUACGACACUCAAGAGACAAGAAAAAUGAGCCCAAUCCUCAGAGGUUUGACCGGAUUGCGCACACAAAGGAAACUAUGCGCUUUGAUGGUUUGAACUCACUUGCCUACAAGGUGUUGACAGUACAAAGAGACCCAUUAUAUACCAAAAUCACAGUGGACAUCGGGACACCAAGAUAGCAUUUUGGAACAAAUAAGAGACCUUAAAAUGGCCAGGGACCUCCAAUGUGUGUCUCUGCCCGUCGACUGGGCUGGUCCCUCUCAUUUGUACAGUCUGAAUGGUAGUUUUCCUUGCUAUCAUUCAGACACCUUCCCAGAUGCCCAGGGUGAAUGUAACAUUUGCUCCCAGCCUGGCUCGGCACUGGAUGAAAUUCUACAAGGUGUUUAUCAGUGUAAAAACGGUCAGCCUUUGGAGGCUUCUUGGACAUGUCCAUCGUGUGGUCUCCAAAGAGGCAGAACUGUACACAGAUCAAUACGUAGUGACUGUGAGUCACAUUCCCACUGCUGAGACUGCUAGAUUAUGAAAUGGGUAAGAACUUUGCUUUAAUCAGUGAUGUCUAUACUUCAUGACAAAUUGGAGACUGCUGCUGGAUUCAGAUUGAUGUGAUAAUCUUGAAUUUUUAAUACAAAAAAAAUCAAAAUUUCAAUCAGUCUCAUGUUCUGUCCCUGUCCUAUGUCCUCUCAUUGUAUGCAACUGUUACAAUCACGGUGUGUGUGUGCUUUCUUAGCAAAAGAAUUUUAAAACUUGAGCCUGGAGCUUGGUACUCUGUUAGUGUGUGGAUUCCAAGGCUUGCACUCAGAGCAGGAGCUUGGGUACUCUCACUCACAUGACCUGUCUCCAGAUCCCUGUCUGAUUUCUGAAUGUAAAGUUUUGUUUUUUUUUUGGGGGGGGUUGUUUAUUUGUUUGUUUUUUAAGAAGCAGUUUGUAGUGUUUUAAAGAAUAAAUCGAGUGCUUCUAAUUAUGCUAUAGCUUGAUUUUAUGUUGAUCCAAAUUGGAAUAGCUAUUGAGUGUUAAGUCAUGACAAUUUAUUUUUCUAGGCAUGCUAUGUAAACUUGAAUUUCCUAUGUAUUUUUCUUGUGGUAUUUUAAAUGUGGGGAAGGGAUUGAUUAUUUUUUAGGGAGAAAAAUAAUGUAUGCUGUAGUGGUCACAAAUGAGCCUCUGAUUUGGCUGGCAGGCCAGGUUUUACAAAGAGCAAAAUUACCCUCAGGCCCCUUGAUGAGGGCAAAGCAUACAGGUCAGCAUUAUCCUGCCAGACCUCUGGGUCAGGAACUUGGGAGACAGCAUCUGCCUACCUGGCAGAACUCUCCCUCCUCUCCCCCAGGGGGGCCGGGUGGAGGGCCCUCAGCCUCCUAGAGCUGACCCCUCAGGGCCCUGGCUGUGGGGUUGAAAAAUCUCAGCAGUCCUUGUUUACCAUCCCUCAGAGCCUAGUACCACACUCCCUGACCCCCCAAAGUCGCAGUUCUCUCUCUCCUCCUGCUCUUCCUUCUCCCUUUCCACUCUUUUGCUUUCUCCCCUAAAAUUUCCUGGGGCACUCAGGGUCAGACUUCAUUCUCCAGCAUGAUUGUGCCUUUUAAUUAGAGGUCUAGAAAGUUCCCCGGAACCCACACCCUGCUCUUCCUGAGAAUCCUGGUGCCUAUAAAGCCCCUCAUCGCCACUCAGGGUUUUAGCAGGUGCUCCCGUUCCUCCAUCUAACCCACGGGGUCAUUCACAAACUCACCUGUGCUGGUGGGCAGUGCCUGGGGUGACUCACCUGUGCUGGUGGGCAGUGCCUGGGGUGACUCACCUGUGCUGAUGUACAGUGCUGGGGUGACUCACCUGUGCUGAUGUACAGUGCUGGGGGGUGACUCACCUGUGCUGAUGUACAGUGCCUGGGGUGACUCACCUGUGCUGAUGUACAGUGCUGGGGGGUGACUCACCUGUGCUGAUGUACAGUGCUGGGGUGACUCACCUGUGCUGAUGUACAGUGCUGGGGGGUGACUCACCUGUGCUGAUGUACAGUGCCUGGGGUGGCUCACCUGUGCUGGUGGGCAGUGCCUGGGGUGACUCACCUGUGCUGAUGGGCAGCUGGGGGGUCAGAUAACCCGAGGCAUUUAGACCAUCAGGCUUCGAGGGCUUGUGAAGUGCAGCCUGGGUAGAGGUCCUAAGAUUACAGUCUGGUCUCCAGCUGAGUGUAGAUGCUGAGCGGAGGGAUGGCCCUGAUCUUACCUGUGCCUUUAUUGCUUUGAGCAUCACAGUGUCUAACUUGCUGCUUUUUCCAGAAGCUUCUUUUAAUGUGUGGGUUAGAAACUAUUAUCCCAGCCAAAGCAGGCAGGCUGUGUAAGAUCUGUGCUCUCUCAAUUCCCCGUGCCUCUAGAAGGCCAUUAAAACGGAGACUGGCUUUGGGGAAACGGAGAGGACUUUUUUCCUGUCCCCAGAUCCUGACUUUUCCAAAGUGCCUUAAAGGAGGGGAGACAUGCUGAGUGGGGUCUUCUGUGUCACCUCCUUUACUCCUAAAGCGAAACUGCCUCUUCCUGUGCUGGUCCUCCUGGGUUGCUUCAUUCUCAGAACCGUUCCUCCACC
Peromyscus leucopus (white-footed mouse) is the source of this 3808-nucleotide messenger RNA. It is a transcript of the gene B4galt1, whose product is annotated as beta-1,4-galactosyltransferase 1. Gene Ontology annotation, molecular function: cytoskeletal protein binding; beta-N-acetylglucosaminylglycopeptide beta-1,4-galactosyltransferase activity. The transcript is spliced from 6 exons. Lineage: Eukaryota; Metazoa; Chordata; Mammalia; Rodentia; Cricetidae. The coding region runs from base 223 to 1428 and encodes 401 amino acids. The record is from RefSeq and is a predicted model, not a curated record. Gene Ontology annotation, biological process: protein N-linked glycosylation; carbohydrate metabolic process.